GGAAGAGACUCUAGAAAAACAGCCACUCCCCGACUUGCUACAGAUUUUCCCAAUCAAUUUGGUGAUCACAUGAGGAUUUCCCCAACCGGCUCGCCGCCGGUGUUGGGUGUGCUUUUGGCUGCCGUGCGGAUACUUUGGUCACCCGUCUGCUUCCUCCGUUGAAUCCAAACCAUCCAAUCCAGAGGAAAACCGUGCUGAAGGGCAAGAGCUGUAGGGGUACUACUGCUAUGAUACAUAGUACAGUAGAGUACCAGCCUCCCUGCUGAGCUCGGGGCUUUUCCUUUCCGAUAAGUCUGAGAGUUCUGGUCUCAGAGAAUGGGACUAACUAAUGGAAUCCUAGGCUAACCGCUAACGUCAUGCAUUUUUGAACGUCGCAGAUUCUUGUCACGUGGCCAGUCUCUAGUGUGAAACCCAUCGUCAAUCUCAAGGCUGGUCAACAUCCACCCUCAGCUCAACUACAACAUCGCAUCAACCAACAAUGCCAACUCGCGACCGCUACGAUCCGGCUCGAGAUAUCUUCACCUCGGACCCCAUCUCGGCAUCUCCGCCAGCCCGUCCUGCUCCCCCACAGCAGCCCGCAGAGCAGCCCGCCGAGCAGCCCAUUGAGCAGCCCGUUGAGCAGCCCGUUGAGCAGCAACAUGCACCCCCUCUCCAGUCCUCGCCUCCAGCAGUCCGUGUCCGCGAGCCCCCCAGAUCCCCUCUUCAGUCCAGUUCGCCCUCCCGUGGUGCCGCGUCCCAAUCUUCCGUCUCUCCCUCGCGCAAGCGCAAAGCGUCGCCGCCGACACGCAGAAAUGAUGAGAGGGAUCGGCAACCACUUCCCUUGAAGCGGCGUCGUGCGGGCUACGAUGAACAGUCAUCCUCCGCACCUCCUCGUCGCCGCGACAACCGCGAUCGCGAGUACCGUUACAACUCGCCGCCGCCGCCGAUAAUCCCCGCGCCGAAAGAUGAUGACCCUACACCUCCUCCCUCGCGUAGGUCAUCUCCUCCACGCCCACGCAAGCGUCCUGGCACAUCUUCGCGUCUUACCGAGAAGGAAAAGGAACUUCUGCGGCAAACCGUUGAGAAGCGUGAGGCAGAGCAGUCGAAGCCGGCGCUCCCAGAACGUGUCGAGGAGGUGGUGCGUUCGCACUACAACGAUAAGAAGGAACUCGGCAAGGAAUGGCGACAGUCGAGCAAAAUCAAGGGUCUGCGGUCCUUCAACAACUGGGUCAAGAGCACGCUUAUUCAGAAGUUCUCUCCUCGUGACGACUUUGACCCCCGUCGUCCCAGCUACAACCCAAACGAUCACCUCGUCGUUUUGGACAUGGGCUGCGGUAAGGGUGGUGACCUGCUCAAGUGGAAAUCAGCCCCUCAAGAGGUGGGCUUCUACCUCGGUGUCGACUCGGCAGAUGUCUCGAUCGCGCACGCCCGUGACCGAUACAACAGCAUGCUUUCCGACCAACGACGUGGUCGCCGAGGCCAUCCGGUCUUCUUCGCGGAAUUCCACGCCCUGGACUGCUGGACCAACCCACUCAGCAAGAUUCCGAUCGUCCAACGCAUCGGCUAUGACGCUAAUGUUGGCCCUGGAUCACGGGGAAAUCCCCGCCUUUCGCCCGCUGGCUUUGACGUUGUCAGCAUGAUGUUCUGCAUGCAUUACGCCUUCGAGACCGAGGCAAAGUGCCGGGCCAUGCUCAAGAACGUGUCGGGAUCCUUGAAGCCUGGCGGGAGGUUCAUCGGCACCAUUCCGUCCUCCGAUGUGAUCUCUGCACGUGUCCGCGGAACCGACAAGAGAGAUACCCUCCCCGAGAACCCGGAGCACGGAAUCCAGGAAUGGGGCAACUCUAUAUACCGCGUGAAGUUCUCUAAACCGCCUCCUCGGGCCGGAACUUUCCGUCCACCGUGGGGCUGGGAGUACAACUUCUUCCUUGAGGAGGCAGUCGAGGAAGUGCCUGAGUAUGUGGUGCCGUGGGAGGCUUUCCGUGGCAUCGCUGAGGACUACGGGCUCGAGCUCGAAUAUCGCAAGCCGUUCCAUGACGUCUGGAGGGAGGAGAAAGAUCAACCCGAGAUGAGGCAUCUCAGUGAGCGUAUGGGUGUUCGCAACCGUGAUGGUAGCUUUGCGCUCGGCGACGAUGAGUGGGAGGCGUGUGGAUUCUAUCUUGCCUUCACUUUCAGAAAGGGUGGAUUGUAGAGCCCGGCUUUCGUUGGAACAAAAAUAUGGCACUGGCUGAUCAAUUUGAUUUCGGUUCGUUUGCGCGUUUGCAUGUAUGAUUCCACCUUUAAAGGCCUUGCGUCACUAAAAAUGUGAUCGCAAUUGUUCGCGCUAUUGCUUGCUACUGUCGUUCUAAUGCUUUUGAUUUUCUUUGGUCCAUAAAUGCGAAGGGAUGGGACUUGAUGCUGCGACUUGAUGCUGCGACGGGACGAGACGGAUGGGCUGGAUGGAUAGGAUAGGAUAGGGGGAAAUAAAACGUUGAAUUUCGGGACAUCUCCUUCACGUAUGCGGG
Tricharina praecox is the source of this 2480-nucleotide messenger RNA. Its product is annotated as mRNA capping enzyme-domain-containing protein. Gene Ontology annotation, biological process: 7-methylguanosine mRNA capping. Gene Ontology annotation, molecular function: mRNA 5'-cap (guanine-N7-)-methyltransferase activity. The record is from RefSeq and is a predicted model, not a curated record. NCBI's taxonomy places the organism in Eukaryota, Fungi, Ascomycota, Pezizomycetes, Pezizales, Pyronemataceae. Bases 479 to 2167 code for a protein of 562 amino acids. Gene Ontology annotation, cellular component: nucleus. The transcript is spliced from 2 exons.